This is a messenger RNA of Tachyglossus aculeatus (Australian echidna), 1452 nucleotides long. It is a transcript of the gene HMOX1, whose product is annotated as heme oxygenase 1. Bases 40 to 909 code for a protein of 289 amino acids. Lineage: Eukaryota; Metazoa; Chordata; Mammalia; Monotremata; Tachyglossidae. Gene Ontology annotation, molecular function: heme oxygenase (decyclizing) activity; heme binding. The record is from RefSeq and is a predicted model, not a curated record. The transcript has 5 exons. Gene Ontology annotation, biological process: response to oxidative stress; heme oxidation; heme catabolic process.
CCUACGUGCUGGACGCCCCUGCCCGCGGAGCCCGCUGCGAUGGACGCCCCCCGGAACCCGCAGAGCUCUCAAGACUUGUCAGAGGCCCUGAAGGAGGCCACGAAGGAAGUCCACGCCCAGGCGGAAAAUGUGGAAUUCCUGAAGAACUUUCAGAAGGGACAGGUGUCUCGAAGCGGCUUUAAGCUGGUGAUGUCGUCUCUGUAUCACAUCUACGGGGCUCUGGAAGAGGAGCUGGAGCGCCACAAGGCCCACCCGGCUCACGCUCCCGUCUACUUCCCGGAAGAACUGUCCCGCCAGCCGGCCCUCCGGGAGGACAUGGAAUACUGGUACGGCCCCAGCUGGAGGGAGGAGAUCCCCUUCCCCGAGGCCACCCGCAAGUACGUGGCCAGGCUGCGGCAGCUGGGCCGCGAGGAGCCCGAGCUCCUGGUGGCCCACGCCUACACGCGCUACUUGGGAGACCUCUCUGGGGGCCAGAUCCUGAAGAAGAUCGCGCAGAAGGCCCUGCACCUGCCCGGCAGCGGGGAGGGCCUGGCCUUCUUCAGCUUCCCCGCCAUCGCCAACGCCACCAAGUUCAAGCAGCUCUACCGUUCUCGCAUGAACUCCAUCGAGAUGAGCCCCGAAACCAAGAUGAAGGUCCUCGAGGAGGCCCGGGCCUCCUUCCUCUUCAACAUCCGAGUGUUCGAAGAGCUGCAAGAAUUGGAGUCCCAGAGUGCUGAAAAUGACACCAAGCAGCAGAAAGCAGAGCUGCGCAAGAGAAGCAACGACAAGGUGCAAGGUUCGGCCUCCGGGAAAGGGAAUGAGGAAUCCCAGAAGCAGCCUCACGUCCUCUCCCCCGUGCCCUUCCUGCGAUGGAUCCUGACCUUCAGCUUCCUGGUGGCCACAGUCGCCGUGGGCUUUUACGCCAUGUGAAGAGGGGUGAUCCCCGGCUUCUCUCCAUCGCCGACAGACUAUCCCCAUUGGAGACCCCGUUUCCGCUCUGGACGCUCCCUCCCAAUCUUGCCCGUUCCCCCGGCAGCGUAUCUGGGACAUCUGGAAUGAUUUUGAUUUCUAAAAGAACCACUCCGUCUUCCGGCCAAGGAGGCUCCUCUGCCCUGAACUUUAUGAAGCGGGACGUAAAAGUCUCGAUGCCAGACGCCCAGUUCUGGCACUGCUUCUCUCCGUUCCUGCAAAGAGCCUGAAACGUCAGUGCCAAUGUAGCAACUUCUCCGGGUCUGCCGCCACAUUUUGGGCCACAGGCUGAUCUAACCCCUCUCCUCCUCACCGUUUGCCUUUUCGGUUUCACCUUAAAAUGUUAAAGACUGUUUUCCACCAAGGCUCUGUGCUAUUCACUGGUCUCUUUGGGAGAGAGGGAUUUUGUUUGUUUGUUUUUUAACCACACCUGUUUUGAUAUGUCCCUGUCUCCUUUUCCCUGUGUAAUUUAUAUGUAUUAAUAAAUUCCAUUGUUUAACAGAU